Messenger RNA from Armigeres subalbatus, 1684 nucleotides. RefSeq names its product ankyrin repeat and MYND domain-containing protein 2. The transcript is spliced from 2 exons. NCBI's taxonomy places the organism in Eukaryota, Metazoa, Arthropoda, Insecta, Diptera, Culicidae. Bases 130 to 1395 code for a protein of 421 amino acids. Gene Ontology annotation, molecular function: protein binding. The record is from RefSeq and is a predicted model, not a curated record.
GUCAAACUGUUAUGGAAAACCUGGAAAACGAAGAAAAGCGCAUGUUUACUUCUUUUCGGAUCGGCUAAUAUUUCAGAAAUUUCCACAAUUUAGUGCUAAAGACAAACUUUAUCAUAAAACUGUACAACAAUGUCAUCAACAGAGCCCGCCAUGGAAAAGAUUGCACCCCUGCAGGAGACCGGCUCUACGGUAGCACCAAAGGUCAAUCUUUCACCGGAGCAAAAGGAAAUUUUCGAUCGGAUCUCCAAAACUGAAAACAGUGAACUCAAGCUCCGUUUGGCCCAGUUCAAGCAGACAGUGGAUUUUGUGGAUGACAAUGGAAUGACCCCACUGCAGCAUGCCGCCUACAAGGGCAAUAAAGAAGCGGUCCAGCUACUGCUGGACCAGGGCGCGGACGUCAAUUCCGGUAAGCACGAGUACAAUUACACAGCACUGCACUUCGGUGCCCUGUCUGGCAGUGUGGACGUUUGCAUGAAGUUGCUUCUGGCUGGGGCAAAAGCCGAUGCGGUCAAUACGAUCGGCAGGACGGCAGCACAGAUGGCGGCAUUCGUGGCCAAUCAUCAGGUCGUGGCAACGAUUAACAAUUUUGUACCGGUGAAAGAUAUCGAGUGCUACACAAAGGUUCAGGGAUCGCAAACGGAACCGCUUCUACCAGUAGUUCUGCUGGAAGGAUUCCACAAAUUCAUCAUGCAGAUAAACAUUCAUCCGGUGCGGAUUGCUUUGAACUUACAAAAGUAUGGUCUAUUCAUUGAGGACCUGAAACGGAUUAGGAAGGUGCUGGAUGAAAUGAUGGAACGCGAAAUGAAACGCCGCAAUGAAGUCAACGAAGUGAUGGCAUUUAAGUAUCACUAUCUGGGCUACAUGGUAAACGAGGUUGCCAAAUGUCGGGACUAUUUCUUGGCCCGGAAAGAUAAGACCGAUGGAAAGGAUCAAAAAAGUGACUUCGUUGAACUUUUUGCAAAACGCGUUCUUAAGCAAGGCAAAGAUGGCUCUCUGGAGUACGUCGAGGCGACGAUACGUGAAUGCGUGCGCGAAUUUCCGUUCCGGGAAUGUACCGUCUUCCGGCAGGUGGUGACCCAACUUGCCAGUAAAGAAAACCCGGCUAGUGCGCUGGAAAUCAUCAAAGCGGCCAUCAACGGGCAGCGUGGCUUUCAGGAUACUAUUUCGCUGUGCAGUUCAUGUGGCGAGGAGAAGCCCGACAAAAAGUGUUCCAAGUGCAAGGAGGUGCAGUACUGUGACCGUGAGUGCCAACGAUUGCACUGGUUUAUGCACAAGAAAGUGUGUGCUCGACCUUCGUCUACUACGGCACAGGGUGGCCCAGCAGCUAAAGAGGCUAAGAAGGACAUUGAUUCGGCGGAAAUAAGUGAGCAGUUGCAGAAAUUGGUAGCAAGUUAAGUGGAAGGUUCAAAACAACCAACUAGAAAUGUGCGAUUUAGUCAGUGUGUCACAACAAGAGUGGAACCAAUUUUUAAUGAAUGGAUAUGUUAGCGGAAAGUUUGAUUUUUUGUAAACCUGAAAUUGAUUACCAUAAGGAAUAUAAUAUGACGAAAUCGCAACAACUUCUGUUGUGAAAUAUCUAGAUAAAAUUAAUAUACAGGAAAACCAAUAACAAUCCUAAACAACUCAGAUUAAUGUAUGUGUCAUUUGCUAUCUCUUGGAUGUCAAUAAAUCAGAUCGAAAGCUA